GUAUGUAUUACGCGCAAAAAAGUCAAGCGGCGUCGACCUGCUGCAGCCCCCGGAUCUGCUCCUCGGCGCGCGCGCGCCACUCGAGGACGAAGCCGUGCUCCCGCGUCAAAUCGUCGAGCGCGUUCGUCGUCCGCGUUUGGGUCGCCUCCGUGCUCAGCUCCAAAGCCGAGACGCGCUCGUCGAGGCGCGCGCGCAGUUCCCGCUCGUCCGCUCUUUCCCGAUCCGCGUCGUCGCACCGCGCCUUUAGAUCGGAAGAAGACGCGUCGGCGCCCGCUUUCAGGUUGGAGAGGGCCUCCUCCGCGCGCGCGAGCCGCUCCCGCAGUCCUUCGAUCGUAGAAACGGCCUCGUCGGCGCGAGCUUCGGCCCGCCGACACCGUUCCCUCAAAUCGUCGUUGUUCGGCUGCGCGGGCGCCUCGAAGGACUUCCGCAAGUCCGUCAAAUCAUCGAGCGUGACCUUGCCCGUGUCAUUCAGCCGGCUCUCCGCGUUCAAUGCCCGCUUCUCGGCAGCGUCGCGCGAUUGUUCCAGAGAGGCUACGCGAGCCUUCAGCUCCCCAACAGCAGUCAGACAGGAAUCAAAGGACGCGACGAGCUGCUUCUGCAAAGCGCCGCCGGGCGCGCCGAAGAUCGCCGCGUUGAGCGACGUCGCGGCGGUCACUUCGUGGAAGUGGCGCACGGCCGCAUCUCUCUCAAAGCCCUUCGCGGGCAGCUUCUCCUUGAGGAGGUCUAGCGCCGGCGUCGCGGACCGCAUUUGUGGUCGCUUGUUGGUGGGGCCGGGCGGCGGCGCGGGCGGCGGGACGGCGUCCGGCGCCGAGGCAGGCUCGGCGGCGUCGAGAGAGGCCGCCAGCUUGAUGGCUGCCCUCGCUCCUGGUCGAGGACACUGUCUGCGAAGCGCUGUGUGCAGCGCC
This is a messenger RNA of Pelagomonas calceolata, 905 nucleotides long. The record is from the annotation of a GenBank genome assembly. NCBI's taxonomy places the organism in Eukaryota, Pelagophyceae, Pelagomonadales, Pelagomonadaceae.